Molecule: messenger RNA, 1497 nt
Organism: Stereum hirsutum FP-91666 SS1
Lineage: Eukaryota; Fungi; Basidiomycota; Agaricomycetes; Russulales; Stereaceae
Exons: 5
Coding region: 1-1050 (349 amino acids)
Source: RefSeq, a predicted model, not a curated record
AUGUCGCAUGACUACACUCUGGAAUAUCAGCUACGCGACACUCGGCUCGAACUUGGACGAAUCACUGCUCAACUGCUUCAGACCAUCGACGACCUCCGGAAGAUCAAAUCUGCCCACCGAGAGCAUGUCUCGCAGCUGGAGAACGACUAUCGGUAUGAACUAUCUCGUGUCAAAGCUGAAAAAGAUGUGCAGGCAACGCAGUUGAAGCGAGCUUUGGAGGAUGCGGAGACGCAGAGAGAUGCUUGGCGUAAUCGUGAAGCAGAUGUAGCAGAGCAGUUGGAGCAGUCGAAGUUGGAGAUGCGAGAUCUUCAGGAGGAAUUAGAUAAAAUGAGAAUGGAAAAUGAGAUCUUGAAGGUCGAGCCGGAUGAAGCAAGGACACCUGUGGAUUCUCCGUCGACCCCGCAUGGGAAACGAAAAGGAAAGUUUGGUCGCACUGAUUCGCUCCUGGGAAUCGCCGCCAGUCCUAUGAACAUAGUUGAAGAAGAGUCAUCUUCGAUACCUUGGCCUACAUCUUUUGAAAACAGCACUCCAGUCAAACAACAUGUACCCUACCCGACGCCACCUUUCAAACGGCACAGACACUACGUUUCUAUUUCGAAGCCCGGGUCUUCUCUCUUCGUUCCUCCCGCUCCGGGCAAUCAGACAAAUGAUAGUGAAGAUGAUAUCUCAACUUCGUCGGUUCCGGAGACCCCCACGUCUUCCUCCAGCAGAGCACUCCCAGAUAUCAUACGCACUACAGUUCGUGAUAUGCCAGGCGAACAGAAGAGGGGCAAGGAGCAGCAAAGGACGGAAAUUAUUGUGCGAGCGCCAAUUACUCCAUCAACUUCGCCUCAGUUGCGCCGCGUGGGCCGUCCUAAGCACCCCGCAGCAGGAGCGAGUUCAAAACCUCGACUUACUACCAAGGAAUUGAUGACAGCUGCCCAGAGGGAGCCCGCGGAGUGGGCAUUGCGCGCGCUUACAGACUCUAAUCCAGAGCCAGAGACGCAGGAGGAGUCUUCGCAGAAGGAUGGGGUGGUCUCUGCCACGCCACCCACCCUGGGCACCGAAUAAAGAAGACUGAUGCCCAAGAGAAAAAUUCAUUGAAUAAGUUAUGGCUGAAUUUAUGGCUCUAUUAGAGCAUAUAUGUGGCGGUUUGAAACGCUGGAGCCUCCGCCAGAGCUCGCUUCCUGAUUGGCGGAGGGGUUGAAUGUACACCUCUACAUAUAUGCCCUAUUGAAGACUUAAUUCUUUGUCCUAGACUCGAUAUCCGUUUCUUGCAAAGUUUCUAGGGUUCCUGCUGUCGGAUGUGACUAUCACUUUACUGGUACUUCGUUCUUAUUGCUCUCAUGUUGUAUGCCACCUCGCUUUUCAUGCCUUCGAUUUUGGUUUCAUGUUUAUUCCGAAUACCCUGGUUCUCUCCAUCGAUAUCCAUGUUAUCGUACUUGACAUGUAUGUCCUUUCCGUAUUUCUGUUCUGAAUGUACUAUACCGUUUCAUUCAGCGCGAUUUUAACGCUUGC